ACUGCCGGCCUGAAGUCACCGGUUGUCGGCGAAGAAAACGGACAGCCCCCCACCUCCUUAACACACUCUCGCACGCCUGAGGUCCAGCAGGGAGCUCCGUACCUGCGGAUCAGCUGGCUCCCAGAAGAACUCCAUGAAGGGACAGAAGGGCAGUGAAGCAAUGGUUCAUCCUCCACUAAAAUAACAGACACACUCCACUUCAUGGGACUGCUGACCUGAUUUUGAAAAAUCAGCAUACAGUUAUGGAACACUCUAAAGAAACACUACAGACUCAGUUUUUUAGUAUAAUUUAGUAUAUUGUCUAUUUAUGACCCUUUUUAUAACAUCCCACAGAAGCACUUAAAGGCUUCACUCUUGAAUGGAGGGUAAUACCUUUACUCUCCAUUGAUGUAUUUAUGUGAGAAAAUCAAGCAUCGACUUUGCUGGAUUACAGCAGCUUGUGUGAAGUUUGGGGAGGUCUACCUCUGAAAAUCAUACCUUAUUAUUUUAAUAAGGUUUUACUGCUGUUUCUAGCAACUACAGACUUGGUGCACAGGGUAUUUUUAACCCUCUGACACUUUGCAGCUGUAUUGGGAGAUGUUCCAGUUCAGCAAGUACCCCAUGGACAUUUUAGAGAUGCUAAGUGGACACCAAGCCCAUCAGUUCAAAGGCCUUGGAUUGGAACGACAACUGAGCCACCAACAGCAAGUCCAACUGCAGCAUCAGCAGCAGCUCCAGCAGCAGCACCAGCCUUCCGCUGAUACCUCUGGAAGCCUCCUGUCUGGCCUCGGCCUGGGAUCCCUCCAGAGCUCUCGAAGUAACGCCUUUGCUGACUCCUCAUCAUUAUUUGCCAAAAUGAGUGCCCCACCCCCGUCAAUCUCCCACCAGAGCCAGUCGUCCUCUUCAUCUCACAGCUCCAGGAAGUCCAGUAAGAUGAGCAGUAGCAGCAGCAGCGGGAGUGGGAGCUCCACAUCGGGGUACCCCCAGUUUCUGCGGCCUUUUCAUCCAGCUGAAGCUGCGCUGGCCCAGGAGCAGCUCCACUCUGGGAUGGGACGUUUUGACUUUGGUGGGAGCAGCAGCGGAGGCAGUGCAGGGGUCAUUGGGGGUGUCGUUACACCUGCGCCCCCGCCUCCGCCGCUGCAUCCAGGUCUCUCGGUCCCCCAGCCCUCCCCUGGUCCCUCCUCUUCCUCACCCUCUCCCUCCACCUCUGCUUCAGGCUCCAACAACCCUUCCGGCAGCACUGCAGUCCCUUUAGUCGGCCAGUCUGAUCCCCGCAGCCUCCAUCAGCAGUUCAGCUGCAUGCUUGCCGCCAACCAGUACUUCCUGUCUGGAGUCCCCACCAACAGCAGUCUCGAACAGUUCCUCGUCCAGCAAGGCACUCACAACCACUUGGGCUUGGGCCUUGGCCAAGGGGCCACUGAGUCAAACUCGGCCCUGGCGCCUCCCCCUGCCCUUCACUCCUCCCACAGUCACAGCCACACAGCUCCACAGCCUCAACAGCAGCAACAGCAGCUGACCCCUCACGCCUUAUCUCAUCCACACAGCCACACUCACCACCCGCACCCUCUCCACCCGGCCCCCCAGCCUGCCCCGCUGGGUGGCUUUGAUUUCCAAGGCAUUCCAGUCCUUUCCUCCAACCAGAUAGCAUCGCUAAUGCAACAAGAGGCUGGCCUUCCCCUCCCCCUUCCUCUCCACCUGUCCCUCUCUAAAGACGAUUCCUCAAAGUCAGGAGACAGCUCGUCUACGUCGGUUUCGAGUGGAGGCAGCAGGAGAAAGAAAGCGAUGGCGGGAUACCUGCCUCAGAGGAAAACAGACAGUAGUAGCCACAGUCACAGCAGCCACAGCAGCCACAGCAGUCACAGCCAUAGCAGCAGUAGUGUUAGUAACUGCCAUAACAGCAGCUCAAGUGGGCACAGUCAGAGCUCCUCAGCAGGCCUUGUGGGAGGAGGAUCUGGGGGUGUUGGGAUAAGUGGCAUCGGAAGCGAGCCACAGCAUUCCUCUCUGCUCUCAUCGUCCUCACAGCAACAGCAGUCGUCCUCCACCGUCUCCUCCUCUUCGUCUGCCCCCCCCUCCUCAAACUCCACCUCUGUGCUUGUAGCCAACGGCAACCAACCCAAAUCCCAAGAAAGCCACAGUAAUAGUUCGUCUGGCCAGCCUGAACCAGAACCCCUUUACCACUGUGGUGAAUGUGGUAAAACCUUCACCCACCUCUCCAGCCUUCGAAGGCAUCUCCGCAGCCACGGCUUGACACCAGAAAGCCAAAGCAGGAAGUCGGACUGUAACUCCCCCAGCCCAGAGAGGAUAUUCUGCUGUGGUGAGUGUGGGAAGAGAUUUAAAAAGAGAGGUCACCUCAUCCAGCAUAGUGUCACCCACUCAGAAAACCGGCCUUUUGUCUGCACCAUCUGCCAAAAGUCCUUCAACCGUCGAGAGUCACUUACGAGACACGAGAAGAUCCAUGACGAAAAGCCUUUCCGAUGCCCAGCUUGCGGGCGUUGUUUCCGUGAGAGCACCUCUCUUCUCAACCAUGCUGCCUCAGGUGCCUGUGGCAAACCUCCCCGGAGUUCAAAAAACCGGGCCAGCACCGGAGGGAGUGGAUCAUCAAACCCAAGCAGCAGCAAAAUGGGAAGCAGCGGAAACAGGGUAGGCAUUUCAAACGAUGGUGCGGCGAUGGCUAAUGAUAAGUAUGCAACAGAUUAUUCAAGAAAUCGUUACCAGAACCAGUCGUCCUAUAACAGCGGGGUUGAUGACUACAGACGAUCACAAUCGUCAUCUUUGUACUCCUCAGAGAGUACGCUAGCCAGUGAAAUGACCAGCCAAACUCUCCGCAAAGCCCCUUUAGCCCCAACUCUUCAUCCCCACCCUCAAAGUCAGCAACAGCACCACCACCACCAACAGCAACAACAGCAGCCACACCUCCCCCUUUCUUCCCUAUUGGAUGAUUCGGAGGAUGAGGUCACCAGCAGUGCAAUGUCAGCCAUCGCCGCUGCUGCUGCAGCUUCCUGUGAUAUAAACACAGAGAGCCGGGAAGGAGAAAGGAGGGAUAUCAUCGGAGGGCUGCUGGGGGGGUUGGGGUUUGGUAACUUGGGUGGACCGUCAUCCACGUCCAGCCUCAACGGUUCCACCAUGCCUUUAACCCACCCGAGCCAACCCCACACUAAGCCCAGGAGGCCGAGGAAGCCCAGAGAGAAAAGGGACCCAAGCACCAUCGUCAGGAGGAGGAGGAGCCCUGCACCUCCGGGGGACGGCUCUGAGAGGCCGUAUGGAUGUCAGAUUUGUGGCAAACGCUUCAGAAGGGCGGAGACCCUGCGACGCCACAACCGCGUUCACACGGGGGAGAAACCUCACGCCUGCGACGUGUGCGGCAAAAUGUUCCGUGAGCCUUUCCAUCUCACCAAGCAUCUGACUGUGCACUCUGGUCAAAAAAACUACAAAUGUAAUCUGUGUGGGAAGAUGUUUGCCUAUGCACAGAGCUUGGUGAGACACGGGAAGCUGCACAGAAAAGGGGAGAUCGACAACCAGGGGAGGAGAAUAAAAGGUGCUGCUGCUGCCAUCAGUCAGGUUGCCAACUCUGGAAACUCUGACUACUUCUCAUCUUGCUCCCAAGGAGAAAAGUCUCCAACAUCUGGCACCCCCUCCCAGAGGCUUUAUACUUGUACAGUGUGCUGGAAAUCAUUCCGCCACUAUUUCCACCUGACGGCACAUCAACAGACUGUCCACGGUGGUGGGGUAGGGCUGGAAAAGUCCUUUCGUUGUGAAGUAUGUGGCAAAGCCUUCGCCUACUCCAACAGCUUAGUGCGGCACAAGCUGUCUCAGCAUGGCCUCGACCGCAACGGACAGCGUGUCAACCAGUCCCAACCCUCUGGAUACUCUCCCCUUUUCUAUGAUUCAGGAGCAGGUUCCAACUACACCGGGUCAGCUCACAUGCAGCAAGGGGCUGCUGGGCAGCAGCAGCAGCAGCAGCAACAGCAACAGCAACAACAGCAACAACAACAGCAGCAGCAGCAGCAACAACAACAACAGCAACAACAACAGCAACAACAACAACUGCAUCACCCUUUUCACUACCGCUCAAAAAACUUCCAAAAGCGGCAUGGUCAGACAAAAAAACACAGGAAGAAAAAAAGGCGAGUCGUGAUCCACAGCAUCAUGAGAGACGGAAAGCUGGUGGGUGUCCCACUGAGUAAAGAUACUCGCAGGAAGUUGAUGAUUCUGAGGAGAAAGAGGGGAAAACUACAGGCACAGCUCAACAAAAAAAAGCUCCUGGCCCAGCUGAGGAUAAAGGGCGGCGUGAUGAAAGUGAAGUCGUGGUGCGGGGGCGCAGUCAGAGUGACCGGGCUCACCUCAAUGGACAUCCCAAUCAAGCGCUUUCCCUGCCCGAUCUGCCCCAGCACCACAUACGCCAAGCAGGGUUCUCUGCUGGUCCACCAUGCCAUCAGGCACCCACCGAGAAACUCAGGCCGCCAUGCCCGACUGCGGUGCCAGGUGUGUGGAAGACGCACCAGCUCAUUACACAAAGCCUUGAAACACAGGGGCCAGCAUCUCAAACAAGCUGCAUUCCAAUGCCACAAAUGCCGACACCGUUUUUGGAACCCCCGGCUCCUGGCCCGCCACAAGUUUUCCUGUCGGGGCUUGACUGUCAACAGCGGGGCCGGGCACUGGGGACUGAUGAAGAUGAAAUCUCCAUCGUCUCAUGACCAGUCAGAUAGUGACCAUUCACCAAUCCAGUUGACGGUCCCAGUCCAGCCUGAGAGAUCAACAGUUCUGACUGAGUACAGUCAGUAAAAAAAAAAAAAAAAAAAGUUUUCUAGAAUAGAUUGUUUUGAUGUUUAUUUUUUUUAAAUAAUCCAAGAAGCAGCGAGCAAGAGCUAGCAAGUUUUUAACAAAAAGAGGUGGGAGAAUGGGGAGGGUUUAGUGUAACUCCCAUAAUAUCCCCACACCCUUCCCCUGGAUAAAUCUGUAUACAAUCCUGACUUACUACAUCAGAGAUGGUUGAUAAAUUAGUGUGGACUUCAAAAGGCCCAAAAUCAGAACCACUCUAAGUAUCUCUCUUCUCUUCCCCAAAGGUGAAGGAAAUCUAGACCACGUGACAAUUUUAGUAGCACCUGUUUAAAAAAUUUCAUACAUCAUUUUCCUUUCCAUUUUAUAUAUAUAUAUUUUUAUUUGUAAUUUUCCCAAUAGCAGUGUUUGCGCAUCAAUAUGGAUUGGAUGCCUAUUGUAGAAGUGAGGUACCUUUAGUACCAGUUUAUUUUUUACAAAUUGUUUUCACAUUAUUCACAGUUAAACAGUAUAGUCCUCGUCUCUUGCUCAGUAUGUGUUUAUUUGUUACCCCAGUGGAGAAUCUCUUUUUAUAUAGAGAUAUCAUCUGCCCUCUGAGAUAAAAUUAUCUUUUAAGAAAAAAAAGGAAAUCCUGACCUGACUAAGAGCCUCAGUAAAGUGACUUUUACAAGUUAAUAGUCUUAUCUGGCACAAAAGGCAAUACUAGUUGAUGUGCUAAAGUGACUGAAAAGGAAAAAAAAGGAGUUAAGACAAAACAGUAAAGUGUUGGUGACCUUGUUUUUAAUGUACACUACUUUUUGUCAUUUUUUUAAAGAGGCGUGGACAGAGAGAAAACACGACUCAAACUGUUAAUGUGUUCAGGAUUUGAAAAGGACAACAGAAAUAACCGGAGUGUACUGUACAAUUCGUAUUAUAUUUUAUUAUAUAUUGAUUAUUUGCUGUUUUUUACUCCAAGUAUCAUUUCUUUUAUCAUUGUUGGUAUUGUAUGGGUGGGAGGGAACGAGUUGGGGGCUAUCUUUGUAAAACAGCGGGAUGAGUAUAUGUAUCGAUGUGAUAUUUUUCCCCCCUCCCCGAACCCCCUUUUACCUGCUCCCUCAUUGCCACAGUUAUGCCCAGUUUUUUGUAACAAAAGCGUGUACACAUAGUUCAUUACUUAGGUCCUGUCCAGACGUGUUUUUCUUUUUUCUGUAAAACUAAAACAUGUAAUAUUAUUACUAAAUUACUAUCCUUUUCUUUGCCUAAAAGUGAGUUGUUGAAAACCCUCAAAUCAAAUAAAAAAAUCUGAAAUGUUA
Lates calcarifer (barramundi perch) is the source of this 6047-nucleotide messenger RNA. RefSeq lists its product as uncharacterized. The transcript is spliced from 2 exons. Gene Ontology annotation, cellular component: nucleus. Gene Ontology annotation, biological process: regulation of transcription by RNA polymerase II. Gene Ontology annotation, molecular function: RNA polymerase II transcription regulatory region sequence-specific DNA binding; DNA-binding transcription factor activity, RNA polymerase II-specific. The record is from RefSeq and is a predicted model, not a curated record. Bases 577 to 4761 code for a protein of 1394 amino acids. Lineage: Eukaryota; Metazoa; Chordata; Actinopteri; Centropomidae.